GCAGUGCUCCGCAUCAUCAACGGCACCGUGGUGCGGAACGCCUCCGCGGAGUACUCUCUGGCGCUGUGGCUCGGCGACGUCGAGCUCCAGUCAGACCGUUCCAUCGCGCCGAUACUUGGCGGCAGGAGCGUCCGCGUGGAGGCCGAGCUCCUGUGCAGCCCGGACUUCGACGGGAAGUGCUCCCACGGGCACGACGUCGCCCUCCUCCGGCUCCGGCUGGGACAGGAGGGGCUGCCUGCGUGGGUCAAGCCGGUGCCCGUGGACAGGGGAGCCAGCCGUACCAUCAGCCUCGUGGGCUCCUCCGUCAAGACGGUGGGCUUCGGGCUCGUCGAGUCCAAGGACGACCCCAAGCUCAUCGGGGAGGUGUCGCCGUCCCUGCGGGAGGUGGAGGUCGACGUGCUGCCGCAGGACUGCCCGCAGUGCGCCCGGGUCUACUCGGGCGGCUGGGGCUGCUCCGACCAGCACUCGGAGGGACAGGCCACCAACCUGCACCAGCAGCUCUGCGCAGGCGCGGCGGACCUCGGACGCCCGCGGGACACGUGCUCGGGCGACAGCGGCUCCCCGAUGAUCGACGCCUCCGGCGCCCAGGUCGGCAUCGUCAGCUACGGCGGGGGCCCCAGCGACAAGCCGAGCGGCCCGGGCCGCAUGUGCGGCGACCCGGGCUACCCGGGCGUGUACGCGCGGAUCUCCGCGUUCGCAGACUUCCUCCAGGCCCACGUGCCAGACCUGCCCGCGGAUGCCUGGAGCCGGCCGUCCACCGGGGACUG
This is a messenger RNA of Prorocentrum cordatum, 767 nucleotides long. The record is from the annotation of a GenBank genome assembly. NCBI's taxonomy places the organism in Eukaryota, Dinophyceae, Prorocentrales, Prorocentraceae.